UUUCCGUUGCUAUCAAUAUGGAAAAACACUCCGAGUCUAGUCCUGGAAGAGAGAGUCAAUCAGCAAGUUCCAUCAGCUCUGGCUCCAAGUCUCGUUUUGCUGUCAAAGUGCGUGAAUGGAGCUCGUCUUGGUUUAGCCAGAAAAAACUCAAACGAGGCAAUUCCUCAUCGAGUUUUUCUUCUAACAAAACCUCCCAAGAUGGUUGUGCAUCAAAAACCACAGAGAGUGUAGCAGCAGCCGCAAAAGUCAAAGCCAAGAAGAAAAAAAAGGAGUCUGAGAGAGAAAAUGCCAGUCUUCUUGGAAUGAUAAAUGAAGAUACUACUAUGGCUUCCCAGAAGCCCUUGAGGGAGAGAGACUUUGAGCCACUACCAAUGCUGCCACUGUCACCACUAAACGAACCUCUACUCGAAUCGUUACCACAUACACUACCUCAGAUAACACAACCGAAAGUACUAUCAUUUCCCUCACCACCGCCAACACCGCUCUCAGAAUCACAAUCUGCACCAACAUCACCGAUGGUUUUACAGAGUCCAGCACCAGCACAUCAGACUCCAUCCACCAGAGGAGUUAGAUAUGACAACCAGGAGACAAACACAAAUGAAUAUGAAAUAGAGUAUAUCUGGGCAGAGAAGUAUAGGCCUCUACACCUGCAGGAUUUUCUAUGCAACAGGAAAGCUGCACUUGAACUACAGGCAGUAGUAAGAAAUCUUCACGAAAAAGGAGAAGACUUUGGUCACUUCAUAUGUGAAGGCAACCCAGGAGUAGGAAAGAGAACCAUGAUUUGUGCUUUGCUUAGGGAAGCUUUUGGACCAGACAAAGUGCAGGCAAAAGAAGAACGCAAGGAAUUUCACUUCAAGGGAGAAGCAGUGGAAAGCAUCCACGUAAACUUAAUGGUAUCACCUCAACAUACUGAAGUCAACCUUUCUGAACUUAAAGGUUACGCAAAGCAUGUGAUACUUGAACUUAUCAAUGAGAAAAAUCAGAAUUCUGACAAAGUAUUGCACAGCAACCUUGAGAACAGUAGAGCUAUUAUCCUAUACGAAGUAGACAAGCUAUCAACUGAUUCCCUGUCGUAUAUGAAAUGGAUGCUAGAGAAGUUCAAAGGAUGUAACAAGGUAUUUUUCUGCUGUAGUGAUGCCUCAAAACUUGAGUCUAUAAAGCCACUGUGCAGGUUUAUUCAACUCCUCGAACCUACAAAUGAAGAGAUUCUGAAAGUAUUGGCCUCCAUAGCACACCAAGAAGGGAUAAAGCUACCUCAACAAUUGGCCGAUAAAAUUACUCAGAAUUCCAGGAAUAACCUAAGACAAGCUAUACGCUCAUUCGAAGCUACCUGGAACUUCAAUUGCUGCAAGGCUUCCCUGAAGGGAGCUCAACUUAUCAGAACUGGAUGGGAAGAUACAUUAGCCAAAAUUGCAAGAAAUGCUGUCAAAGAGCAGAGCCCAAAACAGCUUUACAAUAUCCGUCAAGAACUUCAAAUACUUUUAGAGCACAAUGUGGCUCCAGGAUUCCUAUUGCAAGCUCUAAAAGACGAAUUAAAAAUAAUUCUUCCACAACAUUUACUGCCUCAGUUUGAUAAGUUAUACGACUCUAAAAAAAAUCAUGUUACCAGAAAGUACUUGGCCUCCACACAUCAACUCGUGGAAUCUGGAAAACAACCAUGUGAUCCACGAAAGAACGUACACGAGUUCAUGAACAUUGAAGAGUUCAUAGCGAGAUUCAUGAGUUGGUACAAAGCUUGGGUUUAAAAGGAGUCUAACCAGAAGAAACCAGGCAACACCCAAGAUCUUAUCCACCAUUCCAUAUUUUAGUUAGUACAGAUUCUAGCUAUGCCUUAUCAUACAUGAUUGCAGCAUAAUAUAAGCCGGUAAAACAAAUAAAUAAUAGUAAUAUUAACAAACAAGUUAUCUUUCUAUAUCCUGUAAAACAUUGAAUAAAAAACCUUUUCUGCUUGCAACCUUAUGCUGGAAUUUUCCUGUCUUAUUCAUAAUAUAUAAUUAGUUCAAACUGUUCUGAAUAAUAAUUCUCUUUAGCCGCAUAUUCCUCCCUGAAAUCCAAGCAUGCAUGGAUAAGAUUGAAUAAUAACACUUUACAUGUGAUUUUCGGGCUGCAUAAAUUACAAAAAUUGCUAAAGUUAUCAACAGAAAUAAGUGACCACAUCACCCACUUCAAAUUCAAGAGCUCAAAAUAAUUACUGUUAAACAAGAAAGAUAGCACAGGGAGAAUCUGCUAUCUAAGGCAAACCCAGCACCACCCUCUUGAGUCAACUUUAUGGCUAGUACAUCUCAAGAGGUACACCUCACGCUGUAUUAUUAGAGAAUUUCUCCAACUCCUCACAAAAAACAAAGACGAGAAAAAAGAAGGCAGAACCUACUUCCAUUGUCUUGAUAACCAUGGAACAGUAUUACAUCAAGAUACGACUAAAAGUGACUGUUUAUGUAAUACUUCAAUAAAUUAUCCUAGCUCUUGCUCCCUCAAGUUGUAAAUAGAAGGAAGAAAAUGACUCAACAGAUCUAAACACCAACAUAAGGAAAAAUACAUCACUUGAAAUGUUAGUUGCUGCAAAGAAUGAGCUGAGAAACAUAAGCCAAGAAAAUAUAAGUGAAAAGCAACUGAUGUUCAUUCACUCAACCCACAAUAUUAUCAAUGAAACAAUUGAAAUUUCCAAAUAUCAGAUAUAAGCGUACAAGCAAAUACUCCCUCCGUCCCAUAGAAA
Messenger RNA from Salvia splendens (bonfire salvia), 2713 nucleotides. RefSeq names its product replication factor C subunit 3-like. Lineage: Eukaryota; Viridiplantae; Streptophyta; Magnoliopsida; Lamiales; Lamiaceae. Gene Ontology annotation, biological process: DNA-templated DNA replication; DNA repair. The coding region runs from base 18 to 1745 and encodes 575 amino acids. Gene Ontology annotation, cellular component: DNA replication factor C complex; nucleus. The transcript has 10 exons. The record is from RefSeq and is a predicted model, not a curated record. Gene Ontology annotation, molecular function: DNA clamp loader activity; DNA binding.